Molecule: messenger RNA, 492 nt
Organism: Lathyrus sativus (Indian pea)
Lineage: Eukaryota; Viridiplantae; Streptophyta; Magnoliopsida; Fabales; Fabaceae
Source: the annotation of a GenBank genome assembly
AUGGUAGGAGUAGCAUUCGAUGUCGGAGCCGUUCCUCUCAACCCAGACGGAUGGGGCCCAAUGGAUUCCACCACCGCCGCUAACAACAACAACGACCUCCCUCUCAACGUCCCCUUCGCCCCUUUCUCCCGCUCCGACAAACUAGAUCGAAUCGCCGAUUGGACUCGCAACUUCAACAACCAGACCCGAUCCAAAAACCCUGCUGAUUCCGCCUUCGAUUUCACCCUCGACGAUUCCUUCCCAGGCAACGCCGAUGACGAUGCCACAUUCCGUCUCGUUGAUGGCGAACCACCACCGCGUCCCAAAUUCGGCCCCAAAUGGAGAUACCAGCAACAACGACAACUUCCUCAACGUCGCGAUGAGGAAGUCGAAGCAAAGAAACGUGAGGCGGAGAAGGAGAGAGCUCGUCGCGAUAGGCUUUAUCAUCAGAAUCGUUCAAACCCUAAUAAUCCCAGCCGUGAUUCCCAUGUUGUACUCCCCGUAUCCACAUAA